This is a messenger RNA of Necator americanus (New World hookworm), 249 nucleotides long. RefSeq lists its product as uncharacterized. The transcript has a single exon. Bases 1 to 249 code for a protein of 82 amino acids. The record is from RefSeq and is a predicted model, not a curated record. Lineage: Eukaryota; Metazoa; Nematoda; Chromadorea; Rhabditida; Ancylostomatidae.
AUGUCAGCGCUUCGCGCCAAUGAAGUACCAGGAAAGUUCGUUCGCUUGCUUGAUGACACGAAUCAACGAACAACUGCUGCAGUUCGAACACCAGCCGGAUGUACAACACCGUUUGAAGUGGUAACUGGAGUAAGACAAGGGGCAGUGGCAGGACCUUUCCUGUUCAAUUUCGCAAUCGACGACAUUAUGCGAAGAACAGUCGACCAGUGUCCUGCCGACAUUGUCUUAGCACCACAGGGUGCCCCUUGA